AAGCCGCCCGCUAAGGGCGGAGCGAGCACCGCAUAACUGGGACUCGGGUCUGAUCGCGCAGUUCGCACGGCCUGGUCUGGGGCGGACCCAGGAGGAGAAUCCCCCAGCCGCGAUCCCCAUGGGGCUGUGUUUUCCCUGUCCCACGGAGGCCGCGCCUCCUUCGCCGGACCUGGAAGAAAAAAGAGCAAAGCUUGCAGAGGCUGCAGAAAGAAGACAGAAGGAGGCUGCAUCUCGGGGCAUUCUGAACGUUCAGUCUGUGGAAGAAAAGAGAAAGAAAAAGGAAAAAAUAGAAAGAGAAAUGGCUGCAUCUGUACCCCCACCAGAAGGUGGCCUUAGGUGGACAGUUUCAUAAAGCAUAACACGAGUGGAAGAGUCUACUGCCAAUAAUUAAUAUCUGCAGUCAAGCGGACAUCCUCAAUUUAAUUUCUUCUCUUUGAAUAAAUGAAGAUUCAGACUUCGUAAUUUUAGUGCUCUUAAAUGCAGUGCUUUUUCAAAAUUGAAUAUUGAAAAUGCUUUUGAUUGUUAGACUUAGAAAAUGGCCAGACCUUUCAUUAAAUAUUUAUUUUCCCUACAUUUUCUCUUCUGCAGACAGUGGGUGAUUUGCCGUUUUUUAGUAGUUAAAACAUGGGACUAAAUAGUGAAUAUAUAUUUAUAUAUUGCAUGGAAAAAUUCUGCAUACAUCUCAGAUAUUAAAGUUUGCACUUGUAUUUUCCCUCCUUUAUAAAAUGACCUAGCUAUUUAUAGUUUGCCGAUUAACCUUAUAUCUCUUUAUUUCAUUAUAUGUGAAGACUUUUGCUUAAACUUAUGGACUUAGUGCCUUUAAACUGAUCAUCAGGGAAAAUCUUGAAAAAUCAUUUGAAGGGCUUAUAUGAAGGAACACUGUAAAUUUUUAUAACUUACUAAGAAAUUAAUAUUUGUAGAAAACAUUGAAUUUCCCCUAAUUUAUUUUCUACUUCUGUAGCUUAUAAAAUUAACAUACUGUGUUUUACAUUAUAAUACUUUUUGGAUUUUUUUUGCUUGCUGAGUUUAAAAUUAUAUAUUAGUGGUACCAUCAGAGGGCAGUGAUGUACUAUUAUACAGUAUCAGAUUCAGCUCUAUAAAGAUCUUUGCAGUAAUUGAAUGAGUUAAACUAAGAAUCUGGAUGGGUUAAAUAUAACAAAGUAUAGUGGUAAUGUGUUUGUCCACAUUUCAUAGGUGUUUUUAUUCUUUUGUAUUUAUUAAAGAACGAUCAUAAGAUUUAUAUAGAUGUCAAAUUACCAAGGCAAGUAUGAAUAUAUGAAAGAGGAAUAUGUAAGUACUGUAUUUAAAAAGGUCUACUUUAAACAUAAAAAUAUUGUGAGGUAAUUCUAUAUGAUACAUUGCCAUAAACUGUGUAGAUUUUUGUUCAUUUGUAACAUGUAUUAUAACAUAUUUGGUUUUUUGAGUUUUUUAAUAUAUAAUAAGCUAAAAUAGAA
This is a messenger RNA of Aethalodelphis obliquidens (Pacific white-sided dolphin), 1454 nucleotides long. It is a transcript of the gene SVIP, whose product is annotated as small VCP interacting protein. Bases 119 to 352 code for a protein of 77 amino acids. Lineage: Eukaryota; Metazoa; Chordata; Mammalia; Artiodactyla; Delphinidae. The record is from RefSeq and is a predicted model, not a curated record. Gene Ontology annotation, biological process: positive regulation of autophagy; negative regulation of ERAD pathway; negative regulation of retrograde protein transport, ER to cytosol. The transcript is spliced from 4 exons. Gene Ontology annotation, cellular component: endoplasmic reticulum membrane.